Messenger RNA from Cryptomeria japonica (Japanese cedar), 3085 nucleotides. RefSeq lists its product as uncharacterized. Lineage: Eukaryota; Viridiplantae; Streptophyta; Pinopsida; Cupressales; Cupressaceae. The coding region runs from base 190 to 2853 and encodes 887 amino acids. Gene Ontology annotation, molecular function: mRNA binding. The transcript is spliced from 5 exons. The record is from RefSeq and is a predicted model, not a curated record. Gene Ontology annotation, cellular component: cytoplasm.
AUAUAUUGUUGCUACAACUUUCAGCCUUUUAAACCUAUAUCGUGGCACCCUUGCCAUUAGCCCCCACCUCUCCCGUGACCAUGGCCGUAUGGUUCUUUUACGAAUUUGUUUUACAUUUAUUCGUCACUGUGAGAGAGGUUUAUGCAGGGUCCAAGGCUCUGUAAAUGACAGUCUACUCCAAAAAGUUAAAUGGGUAUUGCCAAAUUGGCUCUUUUGCUCGCCAAAAAUAACAGUAAUCAUCUGCUGAAGUCUAUAGCAGCACCCUCUUAUGGAUAUCUCACAAGAACAAUUGCAACAAAUGCUGCAGAAGAAAACCCACCUAAUAAUAUACAGGAGGAAGGCUUAGGUGCCCGUUUGAGCUUUGUAGUACAGGCGUUGGAAAACAUACAGAAGCAAAAAACAGAUAAACUAGCUUCCCAUGAGAAGCUCAGGGCAUGGAGAGAACGACACACAGGCAUCCUUAGUAGUAGUGACAGUACUAGUAAUAAUACGAGUAUCGAGGGUUCCGUUGAAGGCCGUGUUCAAAUUGAAAAAGAUUUAACUGCAGCAGGUCAAGGCUUCGAUAACCAGUUGAUUGUUCCAGCUUCUUCUGGCGAAAUAGUUCACCCUUGGCCAGAGUGGAUUGACCUAAUAGAGCGCCUUGCUAAGCAGAGAUAUUUUGAUAAGACAAGAUUCAGAAAGGAGGAUGAGGAUUAUGAUAUUUUGGAGAAUCUCUCUGCUGGGGAAUGCAGUAGCAGUGUUAGUCAUAAGGAUGACGAAAAUUUGGCUGCUCUUAAUGGGGAUUUUGAUGUUUUUAAGGAUAUCAAUUCUGUUCGGAAAGCUUUCCUUGAUUUUGGCCGCGAUCGAUAUGACAUUCUUAGAUCUUUGUCUCGGAAGGAUAUUCAGAUCCUUGUAGGGUUUGGAUGUCCAAGUUUAGACAAAAAGGUGGUUCUCUCAGGAAAACGCUUGAGAGCAUAUGUUCACCUUGAUGAAGGAGAUGUGUGUAGCUCUUGUAAAUUAAGAAACUCUUGUGUGUCUGCCUACAUUUCUCCAUCUCAAGAGGACUUUGAGGCUCGCACAAUGGAUGUCACGCGGAUUUUAAUGAUUUAUGGGUUGGAUCCUCUAAUUAAUAAAGCGGAAAAUAAGCUACACAAGAAAAAGGCAGUGAAGACAGCUAUUUGCAGGUUGCUUAAAGAGAUUUUCAGAUUAAGUGCAAUACCACUUGAUCCAAACUUUCCGAAGCCAGUUUUUAAAAGGCCUCCUUCAAAGGUUAAGGAGCCCCAACCUCCACCAAGAAAAAGAGUGGGCCGUGAUGAUGUUGAAAUGAAGAAAGGGGAUUGGCUUUGUCUAAAGUGCGAUUUCUUGAACUUUGCAAAGAAUAAUGUUUGCCUGCAAUGUGAAGCAGAGCGUCCCAAAAGGCUAUUGAAUAUUGGGGAGUGGGAAUGCCCAGGGUGCAACUUCCUGAAUUACAGAAGAAACAUGACUUGUUAUAAUUGUGACCGAAAGCGCCCUGAGGAUGAGUACACCAAAAAUGUUGGAAAAGUUAGGGAUGAUAACAAUUUUCAGCAAUCUAGAUAUCCAAAUGCAAGGUUGGAACGGACUUUUAAUAUGACAAACUCUAUGAAAGCUUGGAAUGAUGACUUUGAUGACGAUGAGUCAGAUGGAGCAGAUGUUGCCGCCUUUGAAUAUGGAGAUAGUUCUAAAAGCAUGGAGGCUCCUCUUACUAAUGUGAGUGAAAAUAGAAGGGAUAGAUGCUAUGAUGAUGACUCUUUUGACUUUGAUAACUUACCCAUGCGUGGGAGAGAAAGAGUGAAGGGACAGAAAAAGAUGGAAGGUCGAAAGACAGAGCAGCAUGUUAAUGAUUGGAAAAUGGAUGUGAGGCUGGUGUCACCCAUCGAUAGGGUCAAGGCCUUUAAUGACUUUGGUGACUUUGAUGAAGAUGAGGAAGGAGAUGCCGAUCGCUCUAGCCUGAACAGAGUACAGAGUAGGUCAUAUAAGAGAGAAAACACAUCUGCUACUUAUUCUAGAAGAAAUGAGAGGGACUACGAUUCUGAUGAACAUUUGAAAGAUCAUAAAAGAAUGGACUCUAAGAGUUUUAGGAGACCAUUACAAAUAGGAAGUUCCAAAGAGAUCUAUGACAGUUCUGUUGAAGAAGAUGAUGAUGACUCAUUUGAAUCAGAAUCUGAUGAUGAGCCAAUGAAAUGGAAGAACAACAACAAAGGAAGAUCUGUGGGGAGGAGAGGAGGAGGAGCAUGGAACAAAACAGCAAAGGGAGAUUCUUUUGAAGCAGAUCCUUAUGAUUCUGAUGAUGAAGACCAACAUCUGUCAAGGAAAAGUCGGAACAGAGAUGAGGUUACAAAAUUUACUGGGAGGGAUGCAUCUGUUAAUUCUAGGGGAAGAAAGGGGUUUAGAGAUGAUUUUGAGCAUGACCAUGGUGCAAAAAGGAAUCUUGGGAAUGCUAAUGGACGUAAGGGAGUAGAAAGAAAUUGGAAUGAAGGAGGUCAGGACAGUUCUUCCAGAGAAAGGCAACAUAAUUCUAAUCGGGGCGAGACAAUGUUUGGUCCUAGAGUGGGUGGAUUAAACAGUGAUACUGGCUAUGAGGAUGAACGUCGUAAUCAAAGAAACUAUGGGAAGAAUGAUGGAUUUAUAGGGUCAAGGGGGAAACAAAAUAGCCAUAGUAGAAAUAGACAUGACUUUUCUAAAGAAAGUCCAAGAUCUGGUAGGGAAUCAUCACAUGGGUCUAGAAGAGGAAGGAUGCAAAAUAACUAUGACUUUGAUGAACCUGACAAGGAAAGGUAUAACGGGAGGACUAAUGAAUCUCAAAGGAAAGGGAAAAGUGGGAUGGGUCAACGGAAAAUAAGGGGUAAAUUUUAAGUGAGCAUUGUGUAUUUUUUUAAAAUUAUUUUGGUUUGAUCCAAGGGUAACUAUGGUUAUUUAUUGAAGAGGAUCGUUGUAAGUCCCUUCUUUGUACCAUAUCUCAUUUCAAGAAAAGGCUUAGAGGUUUGUAUCUGCUUUGACGAGUUCCAUUGAGGACCUUAAGUAGGUCCGAGGGAAAAAAAGCUUUGAAUUUUGUACCUUCUUUAAUGAUUCCUAGGCCUUUUAUUUC